GUUCGUGAUCUUGACAUUUGACAACGCGUAUAACCUAAAAUUACGUGAAAAAAUCAAAACAAAGUUGGAAAAACAUAGAAAACAAUGUUAUUUUUAUAUUUGUUAAGCUUUUUAUCCAUGGUCGUACAGGCCAUUUUCAUUACACUAGCUAUAGCGGCCGGGUUAUAUUAUUUAGCAGAAUUAGUAGAAGAAUAUACUGUUAUAGCGAAGUCUAUCAUUUCUUGGACAGUUAUAGCAACAUCUUUAAUCCACGUAGGUCUUAUAAUCUUUGACGAUCUGCCCCUCCAUCUCAACGUCCUGGGACUCGUCCAGCAAUGCCUCCACGGCGUCAUGCUAAGAGAAUUUCCCGUAGUACGGGUCGCAAGCAUGACAUUCGUAACGGCAUGCCUCAACUUGAUAUUGCAUCAUUAUUGCGCAUUCAAAUAUUUUGGACAAGUAUAUUAUAGUUUUAGCGAGGUUCUAGCGUACUUCACAAUCUGCCUAUGGGUGGUACCAUUUGCAUUAUUCGUUUCACUGUCAGCAAAUGACUACGUACUGCCCACCACCGGUGAACGGCAACCAUUAAUAGGUGACAACAACGUACUAACGGACUACCUUUCCCGAAAAUCAAAGCGAUACAGCCUUCUUUCUUUCUUCAGCUUCGCCAAAGAGUCUAUAUUACCGCAACGCAACAAGAAAGCUUUUUGAAAGGUUUAGUGUUAAGUUAGGCAAUUAAAUAUAUUCAUUUCAUUAACUCCAUGGUAGUGGUGCACGAUUUUUUGCUUUGAAUCGAUUUUUGAAAACUAUUCUGCCAAAUCAUUACUGUGACAAAUGCGCUCUGAUUGGCCA
Hyposmocoma kahamanoa is the source of this 828-nucleotide messenger RNA. RefSeq names its product protein TEX261. The transcript is spliced from 5 exons. NCBI's taxonomy places the organism in Eukaryota, Metazoa, Arthropoda, Insecta, Lepidoptera, Cosmopterigidae. Gene Ontology annotation, cellular component: Golgi membrane; endoplasmic reticulum membrane; COPII-coated ER to Golgi transport vesicle. The record is from RefSeq and is a predicted model, not a curated record. Bases 85 to 687 code for a protein of 200 amino acids. Gene Ontology annotation, molecular function: COPII receptor activity. Gene Ontology annotation, biological process: endoplasmic reticulum to Golgi vesicle-mediated transport.